AAGCCACACGCGCUUAUGAAAAAAACAAAAAAACAAAAAAACAUGGCUGUACCCUUGCUCAGGUUACACCACGUUUCGUUGUUCGUUUCUAAUGGGCAUAAAUUAGCCUCCGACCUCGUCUCCAAAUACAAGUUUAAUUUGUUUGCCACUAGACUAACUGACAGGUCCACGCAGGUGGCAUUCCGAAAGGGAGCGGCUGUCUUCGUUGUGAAUGAGCGACCCACUCAGAGCGCUCUGGGUUUGAAUGAAUGGCCGCAGGUUGCUGGGAACGACAGGAACGAUCAAAACUCCGCCGAUGCUCCGCGGGUCAGCCUGGGGAAACACAAGCGGAGUCGGCCGUCGUGUCUUUACGACGUCCACCUGGACCACCCGGUGGACUCUGUCAGCAACGUGUGUUUUGAGGUGAGCGACGUGGAAAGGGCGUUCAAGGAGCUCCGACGCCUGGGCUGCGACUUCUACGUCCCCCCCACGACGGUCGAGGACGAGAAUGGCCUCGUCACCUACUCCGUGGUCAAAUCGGUCGUGGGAAACGUGUGCCAUACAUUGAUCGAUAAGACGAAGUAUGGAGGGAUAUUUUUGCCGGGGUUUGACGUCACUGAGAAGGACUGGGACUUGGAAAAGGAGGACUUGUCUUGUCCAGUGACCCAUUUUGAUCACGUUACCUACGCGUGUCCCAGGAACUCAACCCACCAGGUCAUGAAGUGGUACGAGAAACUUUUUGGGUUUCAGCGAUUUUUUAUAGAUGGUGAUGAAGAUGUGGACGAAGGUUUUGUGGUGAACCAGGAAGGAGUCGGGCUUCGACUCACUGCCAUGGAGUACUGGAAGUGCAGCAAAGCCGGCAUCUCUCUCCCCUUCACGGACAAGAGAGAGCCCGACUGCAAGUUCGUCAUCGCAGAAUCACUUCCUCAUCAAAGUCGCAACCAGGUGGACACCUUCCUGGAGCAGCACAGAGCGGCGGGCAUCCAGCACAUCGCCCUCUACACCAAAGACAUCGUCUCUGCUGCACACACGAUGGCUGAAGCCGGCGUCCAGUUUUUCUCCCCUCCCCCUGCCUACUACACAGAGGCUGGAAAGCGGCAGGAAAUAGAGGAGGCGGGACACGAUCCCCGGAAGCUUUCGGAGCACGGCAUCCUUCUGGAUGCAGACCUGCAGCAGGAUCCGUCGUCCCUGAAAGAAUGCAGCGGAAACAAAAGAUAUCUCCUGCAGGUGUUUACAAAGCCCAUCUUCGCUGAAGACACCUUCUUCCUGGAGCUGAUCGAGCGCCGGGGGGCAACGGGGUUUGGCGAGGGGAACAUCCGGGCGCUGUGGAGGUCCGUGCAGGCGUACAUGGAGAACGAGAGGGAGGGGGGUUCUCAAAGAAAAACUGUGCAGUAAUGAUCACUUCAUGUUUUUCCUACAAGCCUAACUUAUUGCCUGUGUGUUUUAAACGUAAUGUUAUCGCCCUUAUAGCGGAAGUUAUGCGUGUCAAAAAAAUUGUUUUGAUGUUUCUCUCUUCAUGUUCUGUUAGUGGGGUUUCUUGAAUAUGACCAGACUGUCUAAAAAAAAAAAAAAAAAAUGAAAUGUGCCUACAUGGGAUGCCGACAGUGCUUAAAACGCUUUAGUUUCUGUGCUGUUCUCCCUUUUAUCAAAGCAAACCAAAUGAACUGAAAGCAGCCGUACCUCAAUAAAUCUGUUUCUCACCGACUGUAAAGACUAAACACUGCAUUUAAACGAUGUUCUCCACAUGAGGCAAACAUUAAACUGAAAAGAAACCUG
This is a messenger RNA of Fundulus heteroclitus (mummichog), 1755 nucleotides long. RefSeq names its product 4-hydroxyphenylpyruvate dioxygenase-like (gene hpdl). Gene Ontology annotation, molecular function: 4-hydroxyphenylpyruvate dioxygenase activity. Bases 16 to 1374 code for a protein of 452 amino acids. The record is from RefSeq and is a predicted model, not a curated record. The transcript is spliced from 5 exons. Gene Ontology annotation, biological process: aromatic amino acid metabolic process. NCBI's taxonomy places the organism in Eukaryota, Metazoa, Chordata, Actinopteri, Cyprinodontiformes, Fundulidae.